AUGGCGCCGCCGCCGCCGCCCGUGCUGCCAGCGCUGCUGCUCCUGGCCGCCGCCACCGCCCUGCCCGCGCUGGGGCUGCGAGCGGCCGCCUGGGAGCUCCGCGUGCCCGGCGGGGCUCGCGCCUUCGCCCUGGGGCCCGGCUGGACCUACGCGUUGGACGCCGCGCGCACGCCCCGGGCGCUGCGGGAGCUGCUGGACGUGAACCGAGAAGGGCGGCUGGCAGGACGGCGGCGCGGGCUAGGCGCGGGGCCUCGGGGCUGCGCGCGCCUAGGGGGGCGCCCGCUGCCGCUGCACGUCCGGCUGGUAGCCCGUGGCUCUCCGACAGCGCUAAGCCUCCGCCUGCGGGCCCGCGCGCAGGGUCCUGGCUGCGGACCCCGGCCCCGGCCCCGACGGGCCCCUGGCGCAGAGCUGCGUGCGCGGGCUGUGCUCACGGUGCCGGGGCUGGGCGGGACGCUCUGCUUCCCUGCCCCCGGUGGCGGUGGGGCCACGCUGCACUCGGCGCUCGCGGCCCUCACCACCUUCCCCGCCUGCAGCUGCCCGGCGCGUCCGGGACCCCGCUGCCCUGGCCGCCCCAUCUGCCUGCCGCCGGGCAGCUCGAUCCGCCUGCGCCUGCUGUGCACACUGCGGCGCGCUGCGGGCGCCGUCCGGGUGGAGCUGGUGCUGGAGGCGGCCGCCGCGGGGACGCCCUCCGCGCCGCUGUCGCCGCCCUCCGCGCCGCUGUCCCCGCCACCGCGGAGCCUGCCGAGCCUGCCUCUAGCCGGGGCGGGUGUGGCGCGCCGGGCCCGGCGGGGCGCGGGCGGCAACACGAGCCCGCAGUUCCCGCUGCCCAGCUACCAAGUGUCGGUGCCCGAGAACGAGCCGGCGGGCACAGAGGUCAUCGAACUGAGCGCGCACGACCCGGACGAGGGCGAGGCGGGGCGCCUGAGCUACCAGAUGGAGGCACUGUUCGAUGAACGCUCCAACGGCUACUUCCUCAUCGACUCCGCCACGGGCGCCGUGAGCACGGCCCGCGCGCUGGACCGCGAGACCAAGGACACGCACGUCCUGAAGGUCAGCGCCGUGGACCACGGCUCGCCGCGGCGCUCGGCCGCCACCUACCUCACCGUCACGGUCAGCGACACCAACGACCACAGCCCGGUUUUUGAGCAGUCCGAGUACCGCGAGCGCGUGCGUGAGAACCUCGAGGUGGGCUACGAGGUGCUGACCAUCCGCGCCACUGACGGCGACGCGCCCUCCAACGCCAACAUGCGCUACCGCCUCCUGCAGGGCGCAGGCGGCGUGUUCGAGAUCGACGCGCGCUCGGGCGUGGUGCGCACGCGGGCCGCGGUGGACCGCGAGGUGGCCGCGGAGCACCAGCUGCUGGUGGAAGCCAAUGACCAGGGCCGCAACCCCGGGCCGCUCAGCGCCACGGCCACCGUGCACAUCGCGGUGGAGGACGAGAACGACAACUACCCCCAGUUCAGCGAGAAGCGCUACGUGGUCCAGGUGCCCGAGGACGUGGCAGUCAACACGGCCGUGCUGCGCGUGCAGGCCACGGACAGGGACCAGGGCCAGAACGCGGCCAUACACUACAGCAUCGUCAGCGGGAACCUGAAGGGGCAGUUCUACCUGCACUCCCUGAGCGGGAGCCUGGACGUCAUCAACCCGCUGGACUUCGAGGCCAUCCGGGAGUACACGCUGCGCAUCAAAGCGCAGGAUGGGGGCCGGCCUCCCCUCAUCAACUCCUCGGGGCUGGUGUCGGUGCAGGUGCUGGACGUGAACGACAACGCGCCCAUCUUCGUGAGCAGCCCCUUCCAGGCCGCCGUGCUGGAGAACGUGCCCCUGGGCCACUCGGUGCUGCACAUCCAGGCGGUGGACGCAGACGCCGGCGAGAAUGCCCGACUGCGUUACCGCCUGGUGGACGUGCCCUCCGCGGGCCCCGGGUCUGAGGACCCUGCCUCCGCCCCGGACUUCCCCUUCCAGAUCCACAACAGCUCGGGGUGGAUCACCGUGUGUGCCGAGCUGGACCGGGAGGCGGUGGAGUACUACAGCUUCGGAGUGGAGGCGGUGGACCACGGCUCGCCGGCCAUGAGCUCCUCGGCCAGCGUGUCCAUCACCGUGCUGGACGUGAACGACAACGACCCGGCGUUCACGCAGCCCGCCUACGAGCUGCGCCUGAACGAGGACGCCGCUGUGGGGAGCAGCGUGCUGACCCUGCGGGCUCGGGACCGCGACGCCAACAGCGUCAUCACCUACCAGCUCACGGGCGGCAACACGCGCAACCGCUUUGCGCUCAGCAGCCAGAGCGGCGGCGGCCUCAUCACCCUGGCCCUGCCGCUGGACUACAAGCAGGAGCGGCAGUACGUGCUGGCGGUGACCGCGUCCGACGGCACGCGCUCGCACACCGUGCAGGUCUUCAUCAACGUCACCGACGCCAACACCCACCGGCCGGUCUUCCAGAGCUCCCACUACACGGUGAGCGUCAGCGAGGACCGGCCCGUGGGCACCUCCAUCGCCACCAUCAUCGCCACGGACGAGGACACGGGCGAGAACGCCCGCAUCACCUACGUGCUGGAGGACCCCGUGCCGCAGUUCCGCAUCGACCCGGACACCGGCACCAUCCGCACCACGACGGAGCUGGACUACGAGGACCAGGCCGCCUACACGCUGGCCAUCACGGCGCGGGACAACGGCAUCCCCCAGAAGUCGGACACCACCUCCCUGGAGAUCCUCAUCCUCGACGCCAACGACAACGCGCCCCGGUUCCUGCGGGAUUUCUACCAGGGCUCUGUUUUCGAGGACGCCCCGCCGUCCACCAGCGUCCUCCAGGUCUCCGCCACGGACCGGGACUCCGGGCCCAAUGGCCGUCUGCUGUACACCUUCCAGGGCGGGGACGACGGCGACGGGGACUUCUACAUUGAGCCCACCUCUGGCGUGAUCCGCACCCAGCGCCGGCUGGACCGGGAGCACGUGGCCGUGUACAACCUGCGGGCGCUGGCCGUGGAUAGGGGCAGCCCCGCUCCCCUCAGCGCCUCGGUGGACGUCCAGGUGACGGUCCUGGACAUUAACGACAACCCCCCCGUGUUCGAGAGGGACGAGCUGGAGCUGUUCGUGGAGGAGAACAGCCCGGUGGGCUCGGUGGUGGCGAGGAUUCGCGCCCACGACCCCGACGAGGGCCCCAACGCCCAGAUCAUGUACCAGAUCGUGGAAGGCAACGUGCCCGAGGUCUUCCAGCUGGACCUGCUGAGCGGGGACCUGCGUGCCCUGGUCGAGCUGGACUUCGAGGUCCAGCGGGAGUACGUGCUGGUGGUGCAGGCCACGUCCGCCCCGCUGGUGAGCCGGGCCACCGUGCACGUCCGCCUCCUGGACCAGAACGACAACCCGCCGGUGCUGCCCGACUUCCAGAUCCUCUUCAACAACUACGUCACCAAUAAGUCCCACAGCUUCCCCACCGGCGUGAUCGGCCGCAUCCCCGCCCACGACCCCGACCUGUCCGACAGCCUCAACUACACCUUCCUGCAGGGCAACGAGCUGCACCUGCUGCUGCUGGACCCCUCCACGGGCGAGCUGCAGCUGAGCACGGACCUGGACAACAACCGGCCACUGGAGGCGCUCAUGGAGGUGUCCGUGUCCGACGGUGUCCACAGCGUGACGGCGCUCUGCACGCUGCGCGUCACCAUCAUCACGGACGACAUGCUGACCAACAGCAUCACGGUCCGCCUGGAGAACAUGUCCCAGGAGCAGUUCCUGUCCCCGCUGCUGGGCCUCUUCGUGGAGGGGGUGGCCACGGUGCUGUCCACCGCCAGGGACGACGUCUUCGUCUUCAACGUCCAGAACGACACGGACGUGCGCGCCAACAUCCUGAACGUGACGUUCUCGGCGCUGCUGCCGGGCGGCGCGCGGGGCCGGUUCUUCCCGUCCGAGGCCCUGCAGGAGCAGAUCUACCUGAACCGCUCGCUGCUGACCGCCAUCUCCACCCAGCGCGUGCUGCCCUUCGACGACAACAUCUGCCUGCGCGAGCCCUGCGAGAACUACAUGAAGUGCGUGUCCGUGCUGCGCUUCGACAGCUCCGCGCCCUUCCUCAGCUCCACCACCGUGCUCUUCCGGCCCAUCCACCCCGUCAACGGCCUGCGCUGCCGCUGCCCGCCCGGCUUCACCGGCGACUACUGCGAGACGGAGAUCGACCUCUGCUACUCCAGCCCCUGCGGCGCCCACGGCCGCUGCCGCAGCCGCGAGGGCGGCUACACCUGCGAGUGCUUCGAGGACUUCACCGGAGAGCACUGCGAGGUGGACGCCCGCUCCGGCCGCUGCGCCCACGGCGUGUGCAAGAACGGCGGCACCUGCGUGAACCUGCUCGUCGGCGGCUUCCGCUGCGUGUGCCCGCCCGGCGCCUUCGAGCGGCCCUACUGCGAGGUCACCACCCGGAGCUUCCCGCCUCAGUCCUUCGUCACCUUCAGGGGCCUGAGGCAGCGCUUCCACUUCACCGUCUCCCUCGAGUUUGCCACCCAAGAGAGGAACGCCCUGCUGCUCUACAAUGGCCGCUUCAACGAGAAGCACGACUUCAUCGCGCUGGAGGUGGUGGAGGAGCAGCUGCAGCUCACCUUCUCCGCAGGCGAGUCCAGGACGACGGUGGCGCCGCAGGUCCCCGGGGGCGUGAGUGACGGGCGCUGGCACUCGGUGCAGGUGCAGUACUACAACAAGCCCAACAUCGGCCGCCUGGGCCUGCCCCACGGGCCGUCCGGGGAGAAGGUGGCCGUGGUGACGGUGGACGACUGUGACACGGCGGUGGCCGUGCGCUUUGGGAGCUACGUGGGGAACUACAGCUGUGCCGCCCAGGGCACGCAGAGCGGCUCCAAGAAGUCCCUGGAUCUCACGGGGCCGCUGCUUCUGGGGGGCGUCCCCAACCUGCCGGAGGACUUCCCGGUGCACAACCGGCAGUUUGUGGGCUGCAUGCGGAACCUGUCGGUGGAUGGCAAGAACGUGGACAUGGCUGGAUUCAUCGCCAACAACGGCACCAGGGCAGGCUGUGCUGCUCAGCGGAACUUCUGUGACGGGACCUGGUGUCAGAACGGGGGCACCUGCGUCAGCAGGUGGAACACGUACCUCUGCGAGUGUCCGCUCCGAUUCGGCGGGAAGAACUGUGAGCAAGCCAUGCCCCACCCCCAGCGCUUCAGCGGCGAGAGCAUAGUGUCCUGGAGCGACCUGGACAUCACCAUCUCCGUGCCCUGGUACCUGGGGCUCAUGUUCCGCACCCGCAAGGAGGACAGCGUGCUGAUGGAGGCCACUGCCGGCCUGUCCUCCAGGCUCCAGCUGCAGAUCCUGAACAGCUACGUCCAGUUUGAGGUGUCCCACGGCCCGGCCGAUGUGGCCUCCAUGAGGCUGUCCAGGUCACGCGUGACCGACGGGGCGUGGCACCACCUGCUGAUAGAGCUGAAGAGUGCCAAGGACGGCAAGGACAUCAAGUACCUGGCGGUCAUGACCUUGGACUACGGGAUGGACCAGAACACGGUGCAGAUCGGGAACCAGCUUCCUGGGCUGAAGAUGAAGAGCGUCAUGGUCGGGGGCGUGUCUGAGGACAAGGUCUCCGUGCGCCGUGGGUUCCGGGGCUGCAUGCAGGGAGUGAGGAUGGGGGAGACGGCCACCAACGUCGCCACCCUGAACAUGAACGACGCCCUCAAGGUCAGGGUGAAGGACGGCUGUGAGGUGGAGGACCCCUGCGCCUCUAGCCCCUGCCCCCAGCACAGCCGCUGCCAGGACGCCUGGGACAGCUACGCCUGCGUGUGCGACAGAGGCUACUUCGGAAGAAAGUGCGUGGACGCGUGCCACCUGAACCCCUGCGAGCACGUGGCGGCCUGCGUGCGCGCGCCCGGCUCCCCGCGGGGCUACGAGUGCGCAUGCGGGCCCAGCCACUACGGGCGCUACUGCGAGAGCAGAAUCGACCUUCCGUGCCCCAAAGGCUGGUGGGGGAACCCCGUCUGCGGGCCCUGCCACUGUGCCGUCAGCAAAGGCUUCGAUCCCGACUGCAACAAGACCAACGGCCGGUGCCAGUGCAAGGAGAACUACUACAAGCCCCCGGCGCAGGACGCCUGCCUGCCCUGCGACUGCUUCUCCCACGGCUCCCACAGCCGCGCGUGCGACAUGGACACGGGGCAGUGCGCCUGCAAGCCCGGCGUCGUCGGCCGCCAGUGCAACCGCUGCGACAACCCUUUCGCCGAGGUCACCACUCUGGGCUGCGAAGUGAUCUACAACGGGUGCCCCAGAGCGUUCGAGGCCGGCAUCUGGUGGCCGCAGACCAAGUUCGGGCAGCCGGCCGCGGUGCCGUGCCCCAAGGGAUCUGUGGGGAACGCGGUCCGACACUGCAGCGGCGAGAAGGGCUGGCUGCCCCCCGAGCUCUUCAACUGCACCACUGUGUCCUUCAUGGACCUCAGAGCCAUGAAUGACAGGCUAGGCCGCAACGAGACGCAGGUGGACGGAGCCGGCGCCCUGCGGCUGGCCAAGGCGCUGCGCAACGCCACGCAGCAGACCGGCACGCUCUUCGGCAACGACGUGCGCACGGGCUACCAGCUGCUGGCCCGGCUGCUGCAGCACGAGAGCCGGCAGCAGGGCUUCGACCUGGCCGCCACGCGGGACGCCGACUUCCACGAGGACGUGGUCCACGCGGGCAGCGCCCUCCUGGCCCCGGCCACCAGGGCGGCGUGGGAGCAGAUCCAGCGUGGCGAGGGCGGCUCGGCGCGGCUGCUGAGGCACUUCGAGGCCUACUUCGGCAACGUGGCGCGCAACCUGCGGAGGACCUACCUCAGGCCGUUCGUCAUCGUCACGGCCAACAUGAUUCUCGCCGUGGACGUCUUCGACAAGUUCAACUUCACGGGAGCCAGGGUGCCUCGGUUCGAGGACCUCGACCAGGAGGUCCCCAGGGAGCUGGAGGCCUCCGUCUCCUUCCCGGCCGACUUCUUCAAACCGCCCGAGAGAAAAGAAGGCCCCGUGCCGAGGCCGGCCGGCCGCAGGGCCGCCCCGCAGACCGCGGGCCCCGGGCCCGGCGCCGAGAGGGAGGCCGCCGCGUCCAGCAGGCGGAGGAGGCACCCGGACGAGCCCGGCCAGUUUGCCGUGGCCCUGGUCAUCGUGUACCGGACGCUGGGGCGGCUGCUGCCCGAGCAUUACGACCCCGACCGCCGCAGCCUCAGGCUGCCCGCCCGGCCCGUCAUCAACACGCCGGUGGUGAGCGCCGUGGUGUACAGCGAGGGCGCCCCGCCCCCGCGCCCCCCGCAGCGGCCCGUCCUGGCGGAGUUCGCCCUGCUGGAGACGGAGGAGCGGACCAAGCCCGUGUGCGUGUUCUGGAACCACUCCCUCGCCGUCGGUGGGACCGGAGGCUGGUCGGCCAAGGGCUGCGAGCUGCUGUCCCGGAACCGGACGCACGCGGCGUGCCAGUGCAGCCACACGACCAGUUUCGCUGUGCUCAUGGACGUCUCCCGGCGCGAGCACGGGGAGGUCCUGCCCGUGAAGAUCGUCACCUACGCCGCCCUGUCCGUGUCGCUGGCGGCCCUGCUGGCGGCCCUCGUCCUGCUGGCGCUGGCCCGCACGCUGCGCUCCAACCUGCACAGCGUGCACAGGAACCUGGGCGCGGCGCUCUUCCUGUCCCAGCUGGUCUUCGUGCUCGGCAUCAACCGGACCGAGAACCAGUUCCUGUGCACGGUGGUCGCCAUCCUGCUGCACUACGUCUACAUGAGCGCCUUCGCCUGGGCGCUGGUGGAGGGGCUGCACGUCUACCGCAUGCUCACCGAGGUGCGCAACAUCGACGCGGGGCCCAUGAGGUUCUACUACGUCGUGGGCUGGGGCAUCUCCGCCAUCGUCACAGGACUGGCAGUUGGCCUAGACCCCCAGGGCUACGGGAACCCCGACUUCUGCUGGCUGUCCCUGCAGGACACCCUCAUCUGGAGCUUUGCCGGGCCCAUCGGGGCAGUUAUAGUGAUCAACACAGUAAUCUUUGUCAUGUCUGCAAGGGUGUCCUGCCAAAGAAAGCACCAUUACUACGAAAGAAAAGGCGUCGUCCCCCUGCUGAGGACGGCCUUCCUCCUGCUGCUGCUGGUCAGCGCCACCUGGCUCCUGGGGCUGCUGGCCGUGAACGGCGACACGCUGGCCUUUCACUACCUCUUCGCCGUCUUCAGCUGCUUGCAGGGCCUGUUCGUCCUCCUCUUCCACUGCGUGCUCAACAGGGAGGUCCGGAGGCACCUGAGGGGGGUGCUCUCUGGGAAGAAGCCGCACCCGGACGACUCGGCCACCACCAGGGCCACCCUGCUGACGCGCUCGCUCAACUGCAACAACACGUGCGGCGAGGGCCCCGACAUGCUGCGCACGGCGCUGGGCGAGUCCACCGCCUCGUUGGACAGCACCGUCAGGGACGAAGGGGUCCAGAAGCUCAGCGUGUGCUCGGGGCUGGCGCGCGGCGGCCACGGGGAACCGGACGCGCCCUUCGUGCCCAGGAGCUCCAGGAAAACGCAGGGCCACGACUCGGACUCGGACAGCGAGCUGUCCCUGGACGAGCAAAGCAGCUCCUACGCCUCCUCACACUCGUCGGACAGCGAGGAUGACGGGGCGGAAGCUGAGGACAAGUGGGACCCGGCCCGGGGCCCCAUCCACAGCACCCCCAAAGGGGACUUGGCGGCCAACCACGUCCCGGCCGGCUGGCCCGACGAGAGCCUGGCGGGCAGCGACAGCGAGGGCCCGGGCGGCCAGCCCCGCCUGAAGGUGGAGACCAGGGUCAGCGUGGAGCUGCACCGGGAGGAGCAGGGCGACCCCCGCGGGGACCGCGCCCCAGACCCGGACAGCACGGGCCCGGCCAGGCCUGCGCAGCAGCCCCCGGAGCAGAGGAAAGGCAUCCUGAAAAACAAAGUCACCUACCCGCCGCCGCUGACGGAGCAGACGCUGAAGGGCCGGCUCCGGGACAAGCUGGCCGACUGCGAGCAGAGCCCCGCGUCCUCGCGCACGUCCUCCCUGGGCUCGGGUGGCCCCGACUGUGCCAUCACCGUCAAGAACCCGCGGAGGGAGCCCGGGCGCGAGCACCUCAAUGGGGUGGCCAUGAACGUGUGCACCGGGAGCGCGCAGGCGGACGGCUCCGACUCCGAAGGCAGUAACGAAACUUCAAUUUGAACCAUCAGGAAACCGUGAGGCGAGCCCGUCACCUGCAUGUCGGCUGCUGUGUCGUCCAGCCCUGGGACCUUGGAGCCCGAGGGACCACUGCCCGUGGAGUGAAGCAGGCCCUGGGUGUGCGGGGUCCCCACAGGGGCCACCCCACAACCCACAGUCCAGACAGAAGGCCCUCAGCUCUCCCAGGGCUCAGGACUAGUCAGACCCGUGACAAGUGCCAAAGCCCGCAGGCGAGAGGGAGGCGUGGACCGCUGGGCCGCGCUGCUUGGUCCCAGACUGCAGACAGAGCCAGAACCGUGCUGCCGGCCCGCCGGGAGCCCCGAGGCUUGCCACGGCGCGAGGAUGCCGGGCACAGACCAAAGACCGAGGUCUGGCCGCCCGCGUGGGCGUCUCCCUGCAGUCCGGGCACGCGGCCAGCAGCCUGGACAGCCCUUCGAGAAGGCGCCCUUGUCUUAAAGCAGCUUACUUUGCUGUGUUGAAAGGUGUAGAUACUUUUGUAUAUUUGUACGGGACUCUGAGAAGGUGGAAAACCUAUGUAUAUUUUGCAACAAGUACUGACUUUGUGAAUACUGAGAGACCAGUGGAAUGAUCUCUCGACUAUUUUUUACGUAAGGAAGAUUGCACAGUUGUACUUGAAUCUGCA
Microcebus murinus (gray mouse lemur) is the source of this 9763-nucleotide messenger RNA. It is a transcript of the gene CELSR1, whose product is annotated as cadherin EGF LAG seven-pass G-type receptor 1. The record is from RefSeq and is a predicted model, not a curated record. Gene Ontology annotation, cellular component: plasma membrane. Gene Ontology annotation, biological process: homophilic cell-cell adhesion; G protein-coupled receptor signaling pathway; cell surface receptor signaling pathway. Lineage: Eukaryota; Metazoa; Chordata; Mammalia; Primates; Cheirogaleidae. Gene Ontology annotation, molecular function: calcium ion binding; G protein-coupled receptor activity.